UAUAUAAACGGGAGAACCCAGAGGACUACAAGAGCUAGAGAACGCGAGCUUGGAACGAUGGCAGCAUCGGGCAUCGGCUUUCCUCCCGGCUUGAAGUUUUAUCCAACAGACAAGGACCUUGUUCUUCACUAUCUCUAUAGAAAGGUUACGCUUCCUUCCGGAGAACCAGAAUUUAUUGCAGAGAUUGACCUCCACAAGUAUGAUCCAUGGGAGCUACCAGGUGAGGCGCUGGGUGGGGGUAGAGAGUGGUAUUUCUACAGCAGAAGGCAAAGAAGCCAGAGAAAGAACUCCAUAGAGUACCAGACUGCGGCAUCGGGAUACUGGAUGGUGACAGAGAUGGAGGAACCCAUAUUAAAUGGAGGAAAGACAGUCGGGCAUAAGAGGUCUCUCGUCUUCUGCACAGGGAAAGCUCCCCUGGGCACCAGAACCAGCUGGGUUAUGGAUGAGUACCGUCUCGCAGACUCCAUGAUCAAAGGCUCUAAGAAGCGUGGAGCUUCAAAAUCUGUUUCAGGAGACUGGGUUCUAUGCCGGAUUCACGAGAGGGAUGUGGAGACAGAUUCGAGUUACGGUGACGAUGGGAGGGAACUCUCCUGCCUUGAUGAGAUCUUCGUUUCACUGGACGACUUGGACGAGAUCAGUCUCCCAUGCUCUUCUAGUGACAGAUUCAUUCAAUAGCACUUCUUCUUCUUCUUCUUUUGUUGUUCUGCUCUUACUGUUAUUACAAUGUAUUGUAACGGAGAAAUGUAUUGUACUGAAGAUCAUAUUACGUUACCCAAUGGAAAAAACAUGAAAAAGAUAAGAGGCC
Molecule: messenger RNA, 805 nt
Organism: Nymphaea colorata (pocket water lily)
Lineage: Eukaryota; Viridiplantae; Streptophyta; Magnoliopsida; Nymphaeales; Nymphaeaceae
Product: NAC domain-containing protein 104-like
Exons: 3
Coding region: 58-675 (205 amino acids)
Biological process (GO): regulation of DNA-templated transcription
Molecular function (GO): DNA binding
Source: RefSeq, a predicted model, not a curated record